Eublepharis macularius is the source of this 7135-nucleotide messenger RNA. RefSeq names its product NAD kinase (gene NADK). The record is from RefSeq and is a predicted model, not a curated record. Lineage: Eukaryota; Metazoa; Chordata; Lepidosauria; Squamata; Eublepharidae. The transcript has 10 exons. Gene Ontology annotation, biological process: NAD+ metabolic process; NADP+ biosynthetic process. The coding region runs from base 656 to 1789 and encodes 377 amino acids. Gene Ontology annotation, molecular function: NAD+ kinase activity.
AGUCCAGCCCAGAGGCGUUUGAGGAGACACUUGUGGCUUGUUAAUUGCCCGGAUAGACAGCAAACGAGUAACCCGGCUUCCAGAAUAGCCAGCAGGAUGGUGGGGAAGUUCUGUUGUGAGAGAGUAAGGAGGCUGAGCGUAUAAAUUUCACCAGAGAGCUGCAACUUCUUUAAAAGCUGGUGUUUUUUCGAUGCAUGUUGCUUCAAGAGUAUUUUUUUUAAAAAGAAGAAGAAGAAUUUAAACAAAUCCAAGAUUAAUCUUAGAACAGCAGGAGGAAACCAAGAAGUCUGGUGUUGAUUUGAUUUGAGGGGUUUUUUUUUUUGGUAAGCUGCUGUUAUGCAAAAUUGACCCAAGGGAACAAAAGGAAUAUUUAACAAAUAUGCUGCGCACAAGGUUUUUCCUAGGAGUCCUUGGAUCGUUUCAUUAGAAACUUUGACCUCUUUGGGGUUUUUUUUGUAUUUAACAAGUGGAUUUUUCCAGUGAAAUGGUACAGCCUUUCUUUAUUUUUUCUUAAUCAAGGCUGUUUGAAACAGUGACUAUCUAAUCCAAGGCCACAAUGUUUUGUCUAAGGUAGCACUUGGCUUAAAACGUGAUUUUUUUCCCCAAGGCCUUUUUCUUCCAUUUGCUAUUUGUCUGGCUUUUGAAGAAGAGAACCAUGAAGAUUUUUCAGAAUAUUAUGAGCGAUCGCUCAUUUGGUAGUGCAACUUGGAAGUGGCACAUUCAGGACCCAGCAAGCCAGCGGUUGACGUGGAACAAACCUCCCAAGAGCGUCCUUGUUAUCAAAAAAAUCCGCGAUGCUAGUCUCCUACAGCCCUUUAAAGAUCUCUGCAUCUAUCUCUCAGAGGUGAACAGCAUGAUCGUUUACGUUGAGAAAAAGGUGCUAGAAGACCCAGCCAUUGCAAACGAUGACAGUUUUGGACCAGUGAAGAAAAAGUUUUGCACCUUCAGUGAAGACUAUGAUGAUAUCUCCAACCAGAUAGAUUUCAUCAUCUGCCUGGGAGGCGAUGGGACUUUGCUCUAUGCUUCUUCGCUCUUUCCGGGCAGUGUGCCUCCGGUUAUGGCUUUCCACCUGGGAUCACUUGGAUUUCUUACCCCGUUCAAUUUCGAAAACUUCCAGUCUCAGGUCACUCAGGUUAUAGAAGGCAAUGCGGCACUUGUUCUCCGAAGCAGGCUCAAAGUGAAAGUUGUCAAGGAACACCGAGAAAAGAAAACCAUGAUCCAGAAUGGGAUUGAAGAAAACGGAGUAAUGUCUCCAAGUCUAGAGAAGGAAAUGUUCAAACAAGUCAUGCAAUAUCAGGUCCUGAAUGAAGUUGUAGUAGAUCGGGGCCCUUCAUCGUAUCUUUCCAACGUGGAUGUCUUUCUAGACGGGCAUCUGAUCACCACAGUGCAAGGAGACGGAGUCAUCGUCUCCACCCCGACUGGUAGCACAGCCUAUGCGGCCGCGGCAGGAGCCUCGAUGAUCCAUCCGAACGUUCCAGCGAUCAUGAUCACCCCCAUCUGCCCACAUUCACUUUCCUUCCGGCCCAUCGUGGUUCCAGCUGGAGUCGAACUGAAGAUCAUGUUGUCUCCAGAUGCCAGGAACACUGCGUGGGUUUCAUUCGAUGGACGGAAGAGGCAGGAAAUCUGCCACGGCGACAGUAUCAACAUCACUACCUCUUGCUACCCUCUCCCUUCAAUCUGUUUCCAAGACCCCGUCAGUGACUGGUUCGAAAGCCUAGCGGAAUGUUUGCACUGGAACGUUCGGAAGAAGCAAAAUAACUUCACUGUUGAUGAGGAAGAAGAAUUUUAAGCCUUGGCGCUAGUGGACACUCGUGGGGGAGCCAUCAAGUGGCAGUUCCCCCGUGCUGUACAAAGUGUAUUUUUAAGCCCGUAGCUACAUGGGAGUAGACCAAUAUAAUAUAAAUAUAUAUAUUUACAUAUAUAUAUAUUUAAGACGGCGAUGUACCUCAUAUCAGUCUGUUCUGCUGAUGACCAGAUACCAUGUUUCCUGUCUGUUGGGAGGGCAUUGCGGCAAGAUUAGAAAGCAGAGGGAAGUGCUUCUAGUCAGGCAGAUAAGAGUUCUUUGUUUGUUUGUCAAUGUGCCGUGUGUGUUUUGAAUAACUUGUUUUCUAAGUGAGGACUUUGGAGGAAGCCUCGUUAAAAGAAGUUCCUUGGGCUUGUAUUUGCAAAUCCCAUAAAUUCUCAGUUGGUCACAAUUUUGAGGCUUCGGAAGAUGUAUGAUCAGAAUGAAGUGGCACUAAAAAGAAAGUGUUUCCUUUUGCUUGUCAAAUACGUGAUUCUGUGCACUUAGAAAAGAUCAUCCUUGUAGCAAAACAAAGAGGAUAGAUAGCAAUACGUUGUCUGCUUUACAUUUGUUUUCCUUCCUCCUCAAAGUGGAAAAUGUAUUCUUGGAACAGUUUUUGUUUGUUUUUAUGGUCUCUGUAAUUUUUUGUGGUCACCGUAAUUCUUUUCUCAUUGUCAUCAGUGACCAUAGUUCAUACUAACUUCAUUAUACCACCUAGUAAUGAAUGACUGAAACAAGCAGUUCCGGAAGCUUUUUUUGGCUUCACAGAGAGAACUACUGAGCUGAACCUUCCAGGUUCUGCUCUGGCUGUGAUGCACCGUUUAAAAGAUUGUGACUUCUCAGGGGCUUCUCCCAUUAGGUUUGAAAGACACAAAAGCAUUUUUGGGACUCUAGAGAUGCUGUUAGUGACACAGUAAGCUCAAAUGGGGAAAUGUAUACAAGAGCAUUUAUGUGCUCUUACACAAGUCCCUCUUGUUUCAGCAGGACAGGCAAGAGAGGAAAUGUUCCUGGUAAAUUAUGCAAAACUCAUGAAACCGUCAUGAGAUGAACUCAGCUUGCUGUGUGGAAGAAGGCACCUGAGAAAUGCUAGGAUUAAACUUUUUUUUUUUUAAAAAAAAAGUUCCAUGUUCUCACACUACAGUUACUGCAGUUUCCUGCUCUGGCUGGAGCAGUUUUUGCUCACGUGGAUGGCUUCUCUGAUGAGCUGCCCUACAAAUGUCGGGAGCACUUUUAGAGGUACCACCAGGGAAAGGGAAGGGGCAGGAAGUAGAUGUGGUAGAGGCUUAGAAGUUCAAGUCUGUGCAUGGGGCUUCCCCUGUCCAGUCCUUCAGUUUUGAGUCCUGCCCUAUGGAUUUCUGCAAGAACUAGCAGGGAAUGGUGACUUCCUUGUGGACCUACCUCAUGCAGAGGCAUUAUGUCAUCCUACAAGCAGCCUUGAGAGGUGUGGUCCAGGAUCACAACUAUUGCAUAAACUAUCUUGCCAACCUCCUCUUGGAGCUUUGCAUGUGUGUGGCUAUUCCAAUGCUGCGCCUGCAUUAGAGGAGAGAGCGUCUUCUGUAUCUUUAAAACACUAUGGGAGAAACAAGUGCACGUUUAAUGCCCCAGCUGGGGGAGGCUGAUCUCAGCUUAGAGAUCCCCGUUAGGAGCACCAGCCUGCUUGCGUGUGGCUGUCUUCUAUACCAUGGCAACUUUGUACAUAACCUGCUUGGGAUGAGACCCCACAAAAUGCCUCUCACCUCUGUAGCUGCAGUUCAGCUGAUGUGUUCUCUGCUUCGCUAGAAUGAUGAGACCCUCAGGUGACAAAGAGCAUCUCGCCAGCACGUGAGUGUCUGGUGAGAACUAGCAGGAGACAUUCCGAGCGUAUUUGCUCUGGUGCCUUCAGCACACCUUUUUUUAAAAUUAUUUUUCAAAGGUCGUCUUUGUACUUUGUUUUUAAUGCUUCUGUCAUGCGAUGUACGUAUUUUUAAAACUGUACAUGGCUUUUUAUGAAGAUAGGUAAAUGGGUACGAAUGCAGGAAGUUUGUACUGCAAAUAGUUUUCCUCCUCAGCUCCACAACAACGAUCGGUCACCUGGCUGGGUGUACACGUAAAGGGGGAUGAUCGGGUCAAGUUUCAAGGUGGUGGGACGGACUUUCUAGCUUCAGAUUACUGCAGGAGGGGUGACAUUGUUGAGUGAUACAUACAGGCUGAUUCCGCACAUGUUGGAUAAUGCACUUUCAGUGCACUUUAUCAAUCAUUUGAGGUGGAUUUUUUGUCCCACACACGAAAAAAUCCGUUCCAAAUGAUCUAUAAAGAGGAUUGGAAGUGCAUUAUCCAACGUGUGCGGAAUCACUCACAUUCUCUCUCGCUCUCUUUCUCUCUCAAUCACUGCAAAUAGAUACUGACACUCUGGGGAGCAAGGUUGGCACAAUGGGGCAUCUGCCAAGGCAGGGCUCACUACCACCAGGGAAAUUUGACAUCCUCUGGGAAGCUAGGAGUUGGAGGUCUCCCCAGAGAUGCCAAAGAAGACUCUGGGGAAAUCUCCCAUUUUGUGGGGCGCUGGAUAGAGCAAAGUGUGACUCGCAUGUUCUUUUUUUAGCCCAUUGGAUAUUCAUGGAUCGUAGCAUCAAAGAGGCCCACUCUGCCCCUCAUCCAGGAGGGAGUGUGCGUGUGCAUAUUUGAGGACUUCUACCUCAGUUGCUGCCACCCCCUCCCAGUUUGGACCCAGCCCUGUCAGUGAAAGAGUAUCCAUCUUCCCUCUACGGUGUGCACAUUUGAAGGGCAGGACAUUUUCUUCCUUUCAGAAACUUUUAUCUCCUUCCUGCAUUCUGAAGUUGCACUGUCUGUCCUCCCACCCCACGACUCUGCUACCGUCUCCAGCUUCAUAUGUACACCAGGCCAGCAACAGUUUACAUUUUUUGUUUAUUAUGCUUUCCCCCAACACUGACUUCUUCCCACGCCACCCUAGAUCCAAACAGUAAGACACAGUUGACUUCUGUGGAGUUCUUGAGAGAAACGGACAUUGUUGGCUAGGCUUGAAGCCCAGGGUGCAGAUUUUUUGGAUAGAAAAGAAAGAAGGGAGGAGAAAACACCACGUGCAGCUAAAGGGUCACUCGGUUGUUUGGGGGCUGUCUGAACAAUGAGGAGAUAACAGGGCAAUGUAGUUUACCUGCUUUCCCCCCAUUCAAAUUGUUCUGUGAAAGUUUCUCGUCAUCGUUUUCCCCUCUUGUCCUUGUCUGUUUGAUUUUUGUGAAGAGCAACUCUCAACCGUAGCGUCAACUUGCACUAAAAUGGCACAUGUGUAUUAAAGUGAGGCUUGUAAAUAUCUUGUGAAUGUUGGUUUUGAGUUGUCUCUUUUUCUUGUUUUAAUUGGUCUGUACAAGCCAAACGUGGUGAGCCCCACCCUGUGGAAGGAUAUUCAGUGAGCUGUUCAGAUCUCUGUUUUCACUUGAAUUUUAUGGUAUGAUUGUGCGCUAUCACUGUGACGGUGUUUUUAAAAAACGAAUUUCUUAAACAACAGAGUAUUCUCUGGUUUGGAAGAGAAGUCUUACUUCCAGAGCUGUAGAAAUGGAGCUUUGCUUGAUUAGAAAAACUUUUUUUUUUCUCUUAAAUGCAAUAAUUAAGAAAAGGAACAGGGUAAACCUCUUUGUUGUUUUUUUAAUUGUCUGUAUGAAGUACCGUUGGUUUGAGCAGAGGGGUUAGUAGAAAAGGCAGAAAGGUGAAGAGGAAGUGAAAUAAAAGGAGGUUUAGAAGAUUGGGGGCGGUUAGAAGACAGCUACAAAAAUUCACUUUAAAAAAAUGUAACUAAUAGAGAAUUUUUCAGGUUGUGAAGAAAUUCUGAUUUUUUUUUCCUAAAUAAAGAUUUUAUAUAUUGUCUUCCCUAAGGAAAUUUUCCUUUAUUCCUUGGUCCAGAUGAAGUCACUUAAAUAAUACAGCCUCAUUAGUCAUAAACAACUUUCCUGCUGAUCAAAACAUCUUUCCAUUUCCAUUUUGGCCCGAAACUAGAGUGGUUAGAGCCUAAUCCCUUUGCAAGGACAAGCAUAAGAAUAGCAUUUCUCAUCUUUUGCAGCCCGUUUUAACUGCAACUGUUGCUUCAGCUCUUUCUGAGCUGCACUUUUGCUUUAAAGCACUUCAUCCAACUCUGUUCUGGUCCUCUGGAUCAGGCACUAAGAGCAUCUAUGCUGUGGCAAAGCUUCCCCGAAGUUAACCCAAACUUACUAGUGUCCCAUCCUGGAGUCAUCUCCUUUUGGAAGGCUGCUUCUGGAAACACUCAGCCUGCCUCGUUGCAACCUGCAGAAACCCAUCUUCCAUUUUGAUAUUACCGAAGCAGCCGUUACUCCUUCUGUUUGGGCCAUGCUCCUUUUCCUGCUGUGGGGCAGGAUUAAAGCCCCCCUCCCCCUGCUUGUUACUUCAGGUAGGAGCAGAGGAUGAGUGCAAAAGACUAGAAGAACUGAUGGAGAAGUAUUGGUAGCAAAGUUGGGUUCUCUGGGUUGCAACUCUAAUUCAGUGCCGUGUCCUCAGCUAAAAGCGAAUGGUGCUGUUUUGCUUCGUUGUACUUCUCCCUUCUUAUUUUUGCUCUGGUCUGGUUUGCUCUGUUGGGGACUGAAGAAGCAAACUUCUGAGUUAAAUAAGCAACCAGCAUGGACGUGAACGACAACACUGCUUUUGGGAAUCUGGAUUUGAGUCUAGUGGCACUGCAGACAAGAGAGCCUGAAGAAGAGAGCUCUGCCUCUUGAAAGCUGACACCCUGCAACUCUUCUUGAUCUCUAAGGCGCCACUGGAUUCAAAUCCUGCUGUUCUACCGCAGACCAACAGCUACUCACCAAAAACUGUCUUCUGGAAAGCCAGGACCCUUGAUCUUUCAGACAAGAUUUCCGUGCGUGGAUUCACUUGGUUGAGGGAAUAAUUAGUCAGGCAUCUUUUCAUGUGCUAAGGACAUACCACAUGCCUGAAGCUUAUCAGGGGCUUGUUACUUGAAAAGAUGCUGCUGGAGCGACCAUAAAUUUGGGGUUGCGCUCUGGCCCACCUCUUCAGAGGUUGCCCUCCCAUCUUGCAUGCCUCCUGCCUGUGAGGCCUAUCAGCCACCAUCUUUCCUUACGGCACUGUGCACAUGUGUUCCGUUCUCAGCGCCAUAAAACAUGGCUAGGGCAGAGAGGGGGAAGGGAUUGGGUUUGUGUCCCUCUCUUUGAGGAGGAGAGGGUCUGGCUGAUCGAUUCUUACAAUAAGUUACAUCUUUUCAUUUUACACCAUCUGAUGUUGAACGUGGUGGCUUCCAGGAUCCUGAACUUUAUAGAGCAAAUGCCUAAUAUUUCAUAUUGUCAGUGCUUUGAAAACUUGUUAAAUACUGCUGAGAACAUAACUAGUUUCCAGAUC